Acaulospora colombiana is the source of this 663-nucleotide messenger RNA. The record is from the annotation of a GenBank genome assembly. NCBI's taxonomy places the organism in Eukaryota, Fungi, Glomeromycota, Glomeromycetes, Diversisporales, Acaulosporaceae.
AAGAAAGUAUUCCCGCAGGGCCAGGGAUUUACUGGAAUGAAGAGACAGAAUGAGAAGACACCGACAUCGCGAAAUCUUAUUCGAACCAUCUCGCACCUUCAUCAGUCGCACCACCCUUCGACACGUUCGUAUCCGCCAACGGCUAGCGAAUGUAUUACGACCAUUGGACAGUCUUCCCCAAAACUAAAGGCACCUCUACAACAGGAGAUAGAAACCUGUCCGAAUACUCUGGCACUGGGCCGGAAGAAGCGAAUCCAAUUGGCUCUCAUCAAAAGUUAUACCUCCUGUUCACAAGUUCUAGUACCUCUCGGCUGCAUCAGAAUCCCUUCAAAUCCCCCAUCAAACUUCUGGGAGACAUAUCAAUUCGCCUCUGCCCAAUUCAAGUCCCACCCAACGAAGCUUACCAGACGCCUGGUCUGGAUCCUCCCAGCUCUCUAUCGUAGGCCCAGAUACAGACCAGUACCUGUAGACGACGUCAAUAGUCCGUCAUCGCUGAAAGAGAACUCACACUGCGAGUCAAUGGACACGCCCCUCACAUUGGGCGACGGUUCAACAGGACCGCCAAGUCUGAAAGAAGGAGCACGAACGGGAUCCAUCUCAUUCGAACCGUUCGCGCUCCUUAUCGCUCACACGGGCCCUUCUCUACACGAUAUAGAACUCUAG